AUGUCGACACGUCGAGGUGUCGGACUCGGAGCCUUUGCGAACCGUACGCAAACAAGUCAAUCCUAUGCCAACCAUGGCGCCAACCUUCGCUCUGCGCACCUUGCCUCCCUCAAAACACAACUUUCCGUAUUCCAGUCGUUGCUUCACACUUUCGCAUUAGAACAUAGUUCAACGAUAAAGUCGAAUCCGACAUUCCGAGCUGAAUUUGCUCGUAUGUGCAAUGCUAUCGGGGUUGAUCCUCUUGCAGCCAGUAAUGUCAAAGGGAAAAAUGGCCGAAGAGGGGAAAAUUAUGGGGGUGAUAUGAAUGACUUCUACUUUGAGGUUGCGGUCCGAGUCGUAGAGCUCUGUCGAUCCACGAGAAGCGAGAAUGGAGGCUUGCUGGGUGUUGAAGAGUGUCGGAAACAGGUCGGCAAAGGCAAAGCCAUCGGGAGCGGCUUGGAGGUCACUGAUGACGAUGUUCUCCGCGCUGUGAAAUCCCUUGGGCCCCUUGGGUCUGGCUUCUCCAUUGUGCAAGUAGGGAGCAAGCAAUACAUCCGAUCCAUUCCCAAGGAGUUGAACACCGAUCAGGCCACAGUCCUCGAGGCGAUUCAGAUACUGGGCUAUGUCAGCGUAUCCAUGUUGCAGUUGAACUUGAACUGGGAAAAGGCCCGCGCACAAACUGUUAUUGAUGACCUUGUAGCAGACGGUCUAGUUUGGGUGGACACGCAGGGCGAAGAGAAUGAAUACUGGUCGCCCCAGAAUCUUUUUGAUGACAGCGGGUGAUAUUUCUUAUACUCGGAGACGGUUCAUUUAUCAGAAAAACGAACUUUCCUCUGACCGAUGACGAUCAAGCAAUGUCGGCCUGGAGAGCCGCUCACCACGUUACUGCUCCGACACAGCAUGUCAAGGAGCCGGCUACCGUCCCUUCAAGCCACGAGGUUGCUCGAGGCAAUAAGCGGGUCAAUUCGGGAAUGGAGAAACCGUAUCGGCGAGCGCUGUUAAAGCAUGCCCGCCGCUUCAUGGUCGCAACUCAGUCCUGCAUUGGACAUGUGUAAACUAUGCAUGUAUCUGAAUAGCUCCGAUAGCGGCUAUACAUACAUACAAAUAUAUAUGUAUGUGUAUACAAGGACUCGCUACUCAUAACAUGGAGAGCGAGCAAUUGCUUUCGUGUCUCCUCGUCUCCGAAUUAUACAGAGUUUGUCGACGGGCACUGGUGGUAGACAGCCAAGCCUAUCCAACAGAAUAUAUUGUUCACUCAGAGGCG
Molecule: messenger RNA, 1243 nt
Organism: Aspergillus novofumigatus IBT 16806
Lineage: Eukaryota; Fungi; Ascomycota; Eurotiomycetes; Eurotiales; Aspergillaceae
Product: ESCRT-II subunit protein SNF8
Exons: 3
Coding region: 1-762 (253 amino acids)
Biological process (GO): protein transport to vacuole involved in ubiquitin-dependent protein catabolic process via the multivesicular body sorting pathway
Cellular component (GO): ESCRT II complex
Source: RefSeq, a predicted model, not a curated record